UCUCCGCCGCCGGCCUCCGCAGCGCCCCAGGUGGCCGCGGGCAGGGCGGCCGGGACGCGUUCGCUCCGCCUCCGCCGGCGCGGCCUCCGCCAGCCUCCCCGCCCGGCGCCCGGUCGAGCCUCCUCCUGCCCCCCGCCCGGCUGGCGAUGGACGCGGCCUCUCCCCGCUGCCGCCGGCAGCUGCGCGCGGGCCUGGCUGUGAACCGCAGGGCCUGAGGAGCCGCGCGCGCGCGCGCCGGGGGUGGUGGGGGGGUCGGGACCCCGCGCUGGCUGCCGCCGCUCGGGAGGACCUCUCGCUUCCUUGUCACCGGGUCCCCGCGGAGGAAGGGGAGGGACGAGCCGCGGCUUUUCCUGUGCCGCCUGCCUGGCUCGACCUGCGCGGCCCGCGGCUUCCUGGGAACUCGAAGGCCGCGGCCGGGCCUGGCUCUGCCCGCGGCCUGCUUUGGAGCGGGACCGGAGCUGCUUUGGGACGACGAGCCGGGGCAGAGAGGCAUUUUAAAGACCAUGGCGGACGUGGAUCCCGAUACGUUGCUGGAAUGGCUGCAGAUGGGACAGGGAGAUGAAAGGGACAUGCAGCUGAUAGCCCUGGAACAGCUCUGCAUGCUGCUUUUGAUGUCUGACAAUGUGGAUCGCUGUUUUGAAACAUGUCCCCCUCGUACUUUCCUACCAGCUCUCUGCAAGAUCUUUCUUGAUGAAAGUGCUCCAGACAAUGUGUUAGAGGUGACAGCCCGUGCCAUAACAUACUACCUGGAUGUGUCUGCAGAGUGCACCCGAAGGAUUGUAGGGGUGGAUGGAGCUAUCAAAGCACUUUGUAACCGUUUGGUGGUAGUUGAACUUAACAACAGGACCAGCAGAGAUUUAGCUGAACAAUGUGUAAAGGUGUUGGAACUGAUUUGCACUCGGGAGUCAGGAGCAGUCUUUGAGGCUGGGGGUUUGAACUGUGUUCUUACCUUCAUUCGUGACAGCGGACACCUGGUUCAUAAAGACACCUUACACUCUGCGAUGGCCGUGGUAUCAAGACUCUGUGGCAAAAUGGAGCCUCAAGAUUCUUCUUUAGAAAUUUGUGUAGAGUCUCUGUCUAGUUUACUAAAACAUGAAGACCAUCAGGUUUCGGAUGGAGCUCUGCGCUGUUUUGCAUCGCUAGCUGACCGGUUCACUCGUCGUGGAGUGGACCCAGCUCCACUGGCCAAGCACGGACUAACUGAAGAGCUUCUGUCACGAAUGGCAGCUGCAGGCGGCACUGUAUCAGGACCGUCUUCAGCGUGCAAACCGGGGCGCAGCACGGCAGGCGCCCCCUCCACAGCUGCAGACUCCAAGCUGAGUAACCAGGUGUCGACCAUUGUCAGUCUGCUCUCCACACUGUGCAGAGGCUCUCCACUAGUCACACACGAUCUUCUGAGGUCAGAGCUUCCAGAUUCGAUUGAAAGUGCAUUACAGGGUGAUGAACGAUGUGUGCUUGAUACCAUGCGUUUGGUUGACCUCCUCUUGGUGCUAUUAUUUGAAGGACGGAAGGCCUUGCCUAAGUCUAGUGCUGGAUCUACGGGCAGAAUCCCAGGACUACGGAGACUGGACAGUUCUGGGGAACGCUCCCAUCGGCAGCUUAUAGACUGUAUUCGAAGUAAAGAUACUGAUGCACUCAUAGAUGCAAUUGACACAGGAGCCUUUGAAGUCAAUUUUAUGGACGAUGUGGGUCAGACUCUGUUGAACUGGGCCUCUGCAUUUGGAACUCAGGAGAUGGUGGAAUUUCUUUGUGAGAGAGGUGCUGAUGUUAAUAGAGGCCAAAGGUCGUCAUCAUUACACUAUGCUGCAUGCUUUGGAAGACCUCAAGUAGCAAAGACUCUCUUACGGCAUGGUGCAAAUCCAGACCUAAGAGACGAAGAUGGGAAAACACCGUUGGAUAAAGCUCGAGAAAGAGGCCACAGUGAAGUAGUGGCCAUCCUCCAGUCUCCAGGUGAUUGGAUGUGCCCAGUUAAUAAAGGGGAUGACAAGAAAAAGAAAGACACAAACAAAGAUGAAGAAGAAUGUAAUGAACCCAAAGGAGAUCCAGAAAUGGCACCAAUAUACUUGAAGAGGUUAUUGCCUGUGUUUGCACAAACAUUUCAGCAAACUAUGUUGCCUUCAAUAAGGAAAGCCAGUCUCGCUCUAAUCCGGAAAAUGAUUCACUUCUGCUCUGAAGCACUGUUAAAGGAAGUCUGUGAUUCCGAUGGUGGUCACAAUCUGCCAACCACACUAGUGGAGAUCGCUGCGGCUGUCCUGGACCAGGAGGACGAUGACGACGGCCACUUGCUAGCGUUGCAGAUCAUACGGGAUUUGGUAGAUAAAGGUGGUGAUAUUUUUUUAGAUCAGCUAGCCAGACUUGGUGUAAUUAGCAAAGUAUCAGCUUUGGCAGGUCCUUCUUCUGAUGAUGAGAAUGAAGAGGAAUCGAAACCAGAAAAAGAAGAUGAACCACAGGAAGAUGCUAAGGAAUUGCAGCAAGGUAAACCGUACCAUUGGAGAGACUGGUCCAUAAUCAGGGGAAGGGACUGCUUAUAUAUUUGGAGUGAUGCUGCAGCCUUGGAAUUGUCGAAUGGCAGUAAUGGAUGGUUCAGAUUUAUCUUGGAUGGGAAACUUGCCACCAUGUAUUCAAGUGGUAGUCCUGAAGGUGGAUCGGAUAGUUCAGAAAGCAGAAGUGAAUUCUUAGAGAAGUUACAGAGAGCCCGAGGCCAAGUCAAGCCAUCGACUUCCAGUCAGCCUAUACUGUGCCCAGGACCCACUAAACUCACCGUAGGGAACUGGUCCUUAACGUGUUUGAAAGAAGGAGAAAUUGCUAUCCAUAACUCUGAUGGUCAGCAAGCUACAAUACUAAAAGAAGAUUUGCCUGGUUUUGUGUUUGAAUCUAAUAGAGGAACUAAACAUUCGUUUACUGCAGAGACGUCUCUGGGUUCAGAGUUUGUGACUGGAUGGACUGGCAAAAGAGGCAGGAAAUUAAAAUCCAAGCUGGAAAAAACAAAGCAAAAGGUACGAACUAUGGCUAGAGAUUUGUAUGAUGACCACUUUAAAGCCGUUGAAAGCAUGCCUCGGGGAGUAGUGGUAACCCUCAGAAAUAUAGCAACUCAGUUAGAGUCGUCUUGGGAACUUCAUACAAAUAGACAAUGUAUUGAAGGUGAAAACACUUGGCGAGAUUUAAUGAAGACAGCUUUAGAAAACCUAAUUGUACUUCUGAAGGAUGAGAACACAAUUUCACCAUAUGAAAUGUGUAGUAGUGGUUUAGUCCAAGCACUUCUUACUGUUUUAAACAAUAGCAUAGAUUUGGAUAUGAAGCAAGAUUGUAGUCAACUGGUAGAAAGAAUAAAUGUCUUCAAAACAGCCUUUAGUGAAAGUGAAGAUGAUGAAAGUAGACCAGCAGUUGCAUUAAUUCGAAAGUUAAUAGCUGUGCUAGAAUCAAUUGAACGACUACCUCUCCAUUUGUAUGAUACACCAGGAUCCACAUAUAACCUCCAGAUACUUACGAGAAGACUACGCUUUCGUCUGGAACGUGCACCUGGCGAGACUGCCCUGAUAGACCGGACUGGCAGAAUGCUGAAGAUGGAGCCCUUAGCCACAGUUGAGUCUCUGGAGCAGUACCUGCUGAAAAUGGUAGCAAAGCAGUGGUAUGAUUUUGACCGAUCCUCAUUUGUUUUUGUUCGAAAAUUAAGAGAAGGCCAAAAUUUUAUAUUUCGGCACCAGCAUGAUUUUGAUGAAAAUGGAAUCAUUUACUGGAUUGGGACAAAUGCAAAAACUGCGUAUGAAUGGGUAAAUCCUGCAGCUUAUGGACUUGUAGUAGUAACAUCAUCAGAAGGAAGAAACCUGCCAUAUGGUCGCUUGGAAGACAUACUGAGUCGUGAUAAUUCAGCUUUAAAUUGUCAUAGCAAUGAUGAUAAGAAUGCCUGGUUUGCCAUAGAUCUGGGUGUCUGGGUAAUACCAUCAGCAUACACCCUUCGUCAUGCUCGUGGCUAUGGAAGAUCUGCACUGAGAAAUUGGGUUUUCCAGGUAUCCAAAGAUGGACAGAACUGGACUUCUUUGUAUACCCAUGUUGAUGACUGCAGUCUCAAUGAACCAGGAUCAACUGCAACUUGGCCACUUGACCCAGCAAAGGAUGAAAAGCAGGGGUGGCGGCAUGUGAGGAUUAAACAGAUGGGGAAGAACGCUAGUGGACAGACACACUACCUCUCCCUCUCUGGGUUUGAGCUCUACGGCACUGUCAAUGGAGUGUGUGAAGACCAGCUAGGAAAAGCAGCUAAAGAAGCGGAAGCAAAUCUGAGAAGGCAGAGGCGCCUGGUGCGUUCACAGGUCCUGAAGUACAUGGUUCCCGGGGCCCGCGUUAUCAGAGGCCUUGACUGGAAGUGGCGAGAUCAGGACGGCAGCCCGCAGGGGGAAGGCACGGUCACCGGGGAGCUGCACAAUGGCUGGAUUGAUGUCACCUGGGAUGCUGGUGGCUCAAACUCUUACCGUAUGGGCGCAGAAGGAAAAUUUGACCUCAAGCUUGCACCAGGGUACGACCCUGAUACAGUGGCAUCACCCAAACCUGUUUCAUCCACUGUUUCAGGCACAACGCAAUCAUGGAGCAGCUUGGUGAAAAACAACUGUCCAGACAAGACCCCUGCUGCUGCAGGCUCCUCAAGUAGAAAAGGAAGCAGCAGCUCUGUGUGUAGCGUGGCCAGUAGCAGCGACAUCAGCUUGGGUUCGACCAAAACGGAACGGAGAUCAGAGAUUGUAAUGGAACACAGUAUAGUUUCAGGAGCUGAUGUCCAUGAACCCAUUGUUGUUCUUUCUUCUGCUGAAAACGUCCCUCAAACAGAAGUAGGGUCAUCUUCCAGUGCAAGCACCAGCACCCUAACAGCGGAGACGGGAAGUGAAAAUGCUGACAGGAAGUUAGGCCCUGAUAGUUCUGUCCGAGCUCCUGGGGAGUCUAGCGCCAUAUCCAUGGGCAUAGUCAGUGUUAGCUCUCCUGACGUUAGCUCAGUGUCUGAUUUAACUAACAAGGAAGCGGCUUCCCAGCGCCCCCUUAGCUCUGCAGCAAGCAACAGACUGUCGGUGAGUUCCUUGUUGGCCGCCGGGGCCCCUAUGAGCUCCAGUGCAAGCGUGCCUAACCUGUCCUCGAGAGAAACCUCCAGCUUGGAGAGCUUUGUGAGGAGAGUGGCGAACAUAGCGCGGACUAACGCCACCAACAACAUGAACCUCAGCCGGAGCAGCAGCGACAACAACACUAACACUUUGGGCAGGACUGUGAUGAGCACGGCAACUUCUCCUCUUAUGGGUGCUCAGAGUUUCCCUAAUUUAACCACGCCUGGCACUACAUCCACGGUGACAAUGUCCACAUCCAGUGUCACCAGCAGCAGCAAUGUGGCCACGGCGACAACAGUUCUGUCAGUGGGUCAGUCCUUAAGUAACACUUUAACCACUAGCCUCACGUCCACCUCUAGUGAGAGCGACACAGGUCAGGAAGCUGAAUAUUCUCUAUAUGAUUUUCUUGAUAGCUGUCGUGCCAGUACUCUGUUAGCUGAGCUAGAUGAUGAUGAGGAUUUGCCUGAGCCUGAUGAGGAAGAUGAUGAGAAUGAAGAUGACAAUCAGGAGGACCAAGAAUACGAGGAGGUUAUGAUUCUGAGACGUCCAUCCCUGCAACGUCGAGCCGGCUCCCGCUCUGAUGUAACACACCACGCUGUCACCUCACAGCUGCCACAGGUUCCUUCUGGAGCAGGCAGCCGACCUAUCGGGGAACAGGAAGAAGAGGAGUAUGAAACCAAAGGAGGACGCCGGCGGACCUGGGACGAUGACUACGUGCUCAAGCGCCAGUUCUCCGCCUUGGUGCCUGCUUUUGAUCCUAGACCCGGUCGGACCAACGUCCAACAGACAACAGACCUCGAGAUCCCUCCCCCAGGAACACCUCACUCGGAGCUCUUGGAAGAAGUGGAAUGCACUCCAUCUCCUCGACUGGCUCUCACACUGAAAGUGACUGGGCUUGGAACAACUCGGGAAGUUGAACUGCCACUUAGCAAUUUCCGAUCGACCAUCUUUUAUUAUGUACAGAAACUGCUUCAGCUGUCUUGUAAUGGCAAUGUGAAGUCAGAUAAACUGAGGCGUAUUUGGGAGCCCACUUACACAAUCAUGUAUAGAGAAAUGAAGGAUUCUGAUAAAGAAAAAGAAAAUGGGAAAAUGGGUUGCUGGUCUAUAGAGCAUGUGGAACAGUACCUUGGCACUGAUGAAUUACCAAAGAAUGACUUGAUAACCUACCUGCAGAAGAAUGCAGACGCCGCUUUCCUGCGCCACUGGAAACUAACUGGCACUAAUAAAAGUAUUAGGAAAAACAGGAAUUGUUCUCAGCUUAUAGCCGCAUAUAAGGAUUUUUGUGAACAUGGAACAAAAUCUGGGUUAAGCCAGGGGGCAAUUUCUACUCUUCAAAGUAGUGAUAUUCUUAAUCUGACAAAAGAGCAACCUCAGGCUAAAGCAGGCAAUGGCCAGAACUCCUGUGGAGUGGAGGAUGUCCUGCAGCUCCUGCGCAUUCUGUAUAUAGUCGCCAGUGAUCCUUAUUCCAGAAUAGCCCAAGAAGAUGGUGAUGAGCAGCCUCAGUUUACUUUUCCACCUGAUGAAUUUACUAGUAAAAAAAUAACCACAAAAAUUUUGCAGCAGAUUGAGGAACCUUUGGCAUUGGCGAGUGGGGCUCUGCCAGACUGGUGUGAACAACUAACCAGCAAGUGUCCUUUCCUAAUACCAUUUGAAACUAGACAGCUGUAUUUCACCUGUACAGCAUUUGGUGCAUCCAGAGCAAUAGUGUGGCUGCAGAACCGACGAGAAGCCACGGUGGAGCGAACAAGGACCACAAGCAGUGUAAGGCGAGAUGACCCUGGGGAGUUUAGAGUUGGUCGGCUCAAGCACGAAAGAGUGAAAGUGCCACGUGGUGAAUCACUGAUGGAGUGGGCUGAGAAUGUCAUGCAGAUCCACGCAGACCGGAAGUCAGUUCUAGAGGUUGAGUUUCUAGGAGAAGAAGCUGGCUUGGGACCCACUUUAGAGUUUUACGCGCUUGUGGCAGCUGAAUUCCAGAGGACUGACUUGGGGACUUGGCUCUGUGACGACAACUUUCCAGAUGAUGAAUCUCGUCAUGUUGAUCUUGGAGGUGGAUUGAAGCCUCCUGGGUACUAUGUACAGCGGUCAUGUGGACUGUUCACAGCGCCAUUUCCACAAGACAGUGAUGAGCUUGAAAGGAUCACAAAACUCUUUCAUUUCCUUGGAAUUUUCUUGGCCAAAUGUAUUCAAGACAAUAGACUGGUAGACUUACCUAUUUCUAAGCCUUUCUUUAAACUUAUGUGCAUGGGUGACAUCAAAAGCAAUAUGAGCAAACUGAUCUAUGAGUCACGAGGUGACAGAGACUUGCACUGUACUGAAAGUCAGUCUGAAGCGUCGACAGAAGAAGGUCAUGACACUCUCUCAGUGGGAAGCUUUGAAGAAGAUUCAAAAUCGGAAUUUAUCCUUGAUCCCCCCAAGCCCAAACCUCCAGCCUGGUUUAAUGGAAUUUUGACUUGGGAAGAUUUUGAACUAGUAAAUCCUCACAGGGCCAGAUUUUUAAAAGAAAUUAAAGAACUUGCUAUCAAGAGGCGUCAGAUUUUAGGCAAUAAAGGUCUUUCUGAAGAUGAGAAGAAUACCAAGUUACAGGAAUUAGUGCUCAAGAAUCCAUCAGGUUCUGGACCUCCACUUAGCAUAGAGGAUUUAGGUUUAAAUUUCCAGUUCUGCCCUUCUUCAAGAAUAUACGGCUUCACAGCUGUGGACCUCAAGCCCAGUGGUGAAGAUGAGAUGAUCACAAUGGACAAUGCAGAAGAGUAUGUGGAUUUGAUGUUUGACUUCUGUAUGCAUACGGGUAUUCAGAAACAGAUGGAAGCCUUUCGAGAUGGAUUUAAUAAAGUUUUUCCAAUGGAGAAAUUAAGUUCCUUCAGCCAUGAGGAGGUCCAGAUGAUUCUCUGUGGCAAUCAGUCACCAUCCUGGGCAGCAGAGGACAUUAUCAAUUACACGGAACCUAAGCUGGGCUAUACACGUGACAGUCCUGGAUUCCUCAGGUUUGUGAGGGUUUUGUGUGGCAUGUCCUCCGAUGAAAGGAAAGCAUUCCUGCAGUUCACCACUGGCUGUUCAACUCUCCCCCCGGGCGGACUGGCUAACCUGCACCCCAGGCUGACAGUUGUCCGAAAGGUUGAUGCUACUGACGCCAGCUAUCCAUCGGUCAACACUUGUGUCCAUUAUCUUAAGUUGCCUGAGUAUUCCUCUGAGGAGAUCAUGAGAGAGCGCUUGCUGGCUGCUACAAUGGAGAAAGGCUUUCAUCUCAACUGAGGUUGGAAUGCAGAAAGGAGACCGCAGAGACAAGUCGAGUGAAGCCUCUUGCUUGGUUUGCGGAGAAGUGUGUGACCCUCACACUAAUGACACCUUGCCUCGUGUCCCACCUCUAAGGCUUUGAGAACAUGUGGAGUAAGUUCCUUAGCUGCUAAUGACAAAGAAAUCCCUUAGCUACCCAGCCAGCAGGGACUCAGCACAGGGAGGGACUGUGCUGCUGCUUUACAAGGGCUCACGUGACUGGAAAAGGUGGUUCUACCUAACUGUUCCACAGAGCAGCCGCCUCUCAGCUCUUCAGUGCUCACUGGAAACUCUAACUGUGUUUGUAUCAAGUUGUCAUCGUUUCAUACUCCGUACACUACAGUUGCCAUCACUGAUCCCCGUUUUGCUGGCUCCUUAGCUCCUUGGUCAAACAUACUGCUUCCUUCCUCCCUUCAAACAUAGAGUGUUAAUGAGCAUCUCAGGCUUUUUCUUUUCCUUUUUAAUGAUGCCUGCACUACCAGAGUAUUCUAGUGUUCUCUAUUGGUUCAGCACAUAAUCAUGCACAGCCUUUUUAUUUCUUUGAGGUGGGAGUUUAUUUUUUGUUCCUAAAUACCAUUCUAUAAAGAUGAAAUUCUAAAGUGUGUUUGUGCAGAUCAAAAAUAAAGAUAUAUUAAGGGAGGGAAACACUGGUCUAGGUGCAAGGCACACUCACAGCAACUUUUAUGCUUGGUUGUCUUUUCUUUGUAUAUUAUAAACAUUUAUUUAACUUGUUGCAGUUUGACGUAAAUUUCUGAUAUGUAUGCUCAACAAUAAUCAUUAAAAUGUUUGCAGCGUAGAAAA
This is a messenger RNA of Peromyscus leucopus (white-footed mouse), 9152 nucleotides long. RefSeq names its product HECT domain E3 ubiquitin protein ligase 1 (gene Hectd1). Gene Ontology annotation, cellular component: nuclear speck. Gene Ontology annotation, biological process: proteasome-mediated ubiquitin-dependent protein catabolic process; protein K63-linked ubiquitination; anatomical structure development. Lineage: Eukaryota; Metazoa; Chordata; Mammalia; Rodentia; Cricetidae. Gene Ontology annotation, molecular function: protein binding; ubiquitin protein ligase activity; metal ion binding. The record is from RefSeq and is a predicted model, not a curated record.